AUGACAGACACCUCUUACCCUGUCAAGGCUAUCAACGGUCCGCACUUCGCCCACAAUGCUCUUGCGUCUGCGUAUCAUCCGCUCCACCACCAGCAGCACUACCAUGCUCCCACAGAGUCCAGCGUGCCCGAGGACGACGGCCAGAUCAGCUGCAUUUGCGGCUACGCCGACGACGAUGGCUGGACAGUCGCAUGCGACCGAUGCGACCGAUGGCAGCAUCAAUCAUGCUACUACCCUCAAUACGACGAGUCUAGAUUACCCGACGACCUGGAGCACGUUUGCGUCGACUGCAAUCCGGACAUCGAGGUGGACCAUCUCCGGGCGCGCCAAAGACAGCGCCAAAAGAGAGAGCACGUCGAACCUGCGACUAACGGUAUAAAGCGCGCUCCAUCGAAGAGCCAUAAAAAGAAGGUGAAAGAGCCAGGCACCGCACAAACCAAUGGCUGGCCGGUCGACAAGCUGCGACACGAUCGAAACAGCGCCAGUCCUCGAGACGCUGCACCACCACCCGCAAAGCGUCCAAAGACAAGCCAUCGGACAUCAGACUCUACCACUACAACCACGACCAAUGCCACCACUGCUGUCAAAGGCCACUCGCGGAAGCGCAAUGUGUCCAGCGUCAACCAGCGUCGAAGCGUGUCACGCUCGCCAGAAUCACCCGUCGACCUCUACUCGGAAGAGUUUCUGCAGCGUUACCGUGAAGACGAGUGGGCCGUCACCGAAGCCAACCUGUACAACAGCAUUGCCGUCACCAACAGCCUGUCCGACUGGGUCAAUUGCUCGGAAGAAGACUUUCGUGCUGAACAUCACCAAUCCAAGGGAGAAGUACUCAUGCGAUGGGACGGUGUACUGGAUGACAUUCCUGGCAAAGCACAAAUUGACAUUAUGGAUGUCCGCGACAACUCUGUCCGCUACGACGGCGACUUUCCAGUGUGGAAAGCAGUCACUGUGGUCGAGCCUGUCGCGCCAGGAGCAUACAUUGGCGAGUUGAAAGGACAUGUCGGAUUCAAGACGGACUACCAGCAAGACGAUGCCAACCGGUGGACACAAUUACGCCAUCCAGAGCCAUUCGUCUUCUUCCACCAACAGCUGCCCAUCUUUGUCGAUGCACGGAACGAAGGCACCGAACUUCGAUAUGUGCGUCGCAGCUGUAACCCAAAUGCACGCUUGCAGAUCCUGGUCACGGAGCAAGUGAACUAUCACUUCUGCUUCAUGGCGACGCAACAGAUCGACCCCGGCGUUGAAGUGGCAGUCAGCUGGGACACGCAUGAUGGACUUCCCGAGUUGGCGGCAAGGAACAACCUUACACAGCAACAAUUGGAGGUCUUCUCGGGGUGGGUCUCCACAGCGCUUGCCAAUUGCGGUCCGUGUGCAUGCGGCUCCUCUGAGUGCUCCAUGUCUCGCUUCGAUCGUCGAGGCAGGCUCCAACAAGAUGCUCAGCAGAAGCCACUCAAGGGAAAGAAGCGCAAGAAUGGGCAGCACACCGCACCUCUAGAUACCCACACUGUCAACAGCCGUUCCGGUAGUGAAGCACGUAAGGUCGACUUUGACGAUGAUGGAACCGACUCGAGAUCGACGUCGGACUCUGUUGGCCGAGGUUCAGCCAGUCGAGACAUCACGCCCAACACGCACUACUCCACCAAUGGUCAGUCCUCCGGCAUUGCCGAACUGUCUGAGAGGGAACGGAAGAAGCUGGCAAAGGAAGAGGAGAUCUUCCGAAAGCAAGAGGAAGAACGUGCUGGGAAACAAGCGAAGAAGAAGCGCAAUAGCAAUGGCUCAAACCUCAACACCCCGAGUGCAAGCUCUUCGAAGCAGUUUGGCUUCCCAAAUAACAAUUCCAAGUACCCAGAACUUAGCAGUACGAGGCCAGCUGCAGGACCGUCCGCCAGAGCACCGCUCGGCAGGAAGCCAAAGUCAUCAAGAGGUCCUGGUAGGCCGCCAAACAAGGUCAUCAAGCGCACGAAGCCCGUUUAUGUCGACUCGGCUACACAGUGCGACCUUGAUUCUCCAGCACCACCACCUCGGACACCCAAGCCACGAACGCCAUUCGUCUCCAACCGACAAAGGUUGCUGCAGAUGUGCGCACGGAACAAUCGUGCCAUUGCCGCCAGCCAGUGUGCACGCCUCCAAGCAGCUUCGCCGGCCGUUACUGCAGAUAAGAUGGAGCUCGACUCGCCUCGCGCCGAGAGCGUGGGCCCACCGUCAUCACCAAUACCUGUGCGCAGUAGUGAGCUAUCCGCUUCUACACGACAACCCGAGCCUGCAGUGCGACAGGACGUUGAAAUGGAAGAUGUCUCGCCCACGGUCGAAGACGUGGCAGAAUCUCCUCACGCAGAACACGGCGUUCCACUUCCUGACGCUGACAAAGACGAUCUCAAGCAGUCGCCGCCCAUUGAACCUCCAGCACCCCCUUGGCCAGGCAAAGCACCUUCGGUAGAGUCAGAGGUGUCGCAAGGGAGCAACAAACCUGCGAACAUGCACAUCGAUAUGCCUCCACCUACACAUCCAUUUUCUGCUGCUGGUAUGUUCGCCACAAAUGGCACGCCCGGAUCGAACGCAAACUCGGUCGUACAGUCUCCAGCUUCUCUUGCUGGCAGUUCGGCGUUCUCCCCUUCAGUGCAGGCCGCUGUUGCCACGACGCCUGCCAAGAAGAAGCUGAGCUUGAGUGAUUAUACCAGACGGAAAGCUGCUCUUCAACCAUCAUCGUCAUCCGAAGCCAGAGCGGCAGAGGGCGGCUCGGCCAUUGAUGAGGAUGUCAAGAUGGAGGAAGCCGCAGAGGUUGCGGCUGCCAUAUGA
Molecule: messenger RNA, 2796 nt
Organism: Fulvia fulva
Lineage: Eukaryota; Fungi; Ascomycota; Dothideomycetes; Mycosphaerellales; Mycosphaerellaceae
Product: SET domain-containing protein 3
Exons: 1
Coding region: 1-2796 (931 amino acids)
Molecular function (GO): protein binding
Source: RefSeq, a predicted model, not a curated record